ACCAAAGCGGACGACACAGCAGUCAUAUGAUGUGCAGAAGAAAACCGGAAGCAUGUUUUAUUUAAGAUAAACUGUUAAAUAUACUGCUUAUGUCGCUGUUUCAAUUGCAAUUACUGUAUAUUUUAGCAAUGCUGGAUAUAUUUUUCUGUUUUUAAUUCAUACAGUUCAGGGCGUUGCGUUGUUAGCAUUAGCAAAGAGCUUUACUCUCUUGGCAGGUUAUACUUUGCCAGGUAUCAUUUUCAGUUUAGUGUCCACAUAUAUUGCAGCUUUAUAUACAAACAACCACACUUUAUAGUCCACAGACUCUACAUUAUUGUUAGCAUGACUUCUUCGUUUAAAAUCGGCGAGAAUUUUCACGAGAAAGCAAGAGAUUUACUGAAGAAUGAGUCUUCCAUAUCAGAGGAUCUGAGGGAAGAACUGGAAAACUUAAAAGAUGAGUCCAUCAUACCUUUCAAGACUGUAAGAAAACUUCAUAAGCUUCUUCAGGCAAACGGACAUCCAGUGUACCUACAUGAGCUGUUGGAGGAUAGCACACUUUAUCUACCAGAAGUCAUAACACCUCCAAGAAACCCCGAGCUGGUGGCCAGGCUGGAAAAGAUUAAAGCAAAAUUAGCCAAUGAAGAAUAUAAGAGAAUUACACGGAAUGUGAAUCCACAGGAAGUUGGUCAUCAUGGAACCUUAGCAGAUUUUGGACAUCAAGUGCGUUCAGUGAAGGCAGUUGUCAUUACUGUAUUCAACUUCCUGGUAACUGUUAUUGCUGCAUUUGCUUGUUCAUAUCUGGGCAGCCAAUAUAUAUUCACUGAGACAACAGCGAGAGUAAUAGCGGCAGUGAUUGCCGCCUCUGUUGUUGGUCUAGCAGAGCUUUAUGUUCUGGUACGGACUAUGGAAGGAGAACUUGGAGAGCCAUAAAAUCAGAAUAUGAUGAAACGUUUUCGUGUCUUUCUGUGUAUUAUUGUACAGAUUGUUGUGACUGUAACUGAAGAUGUGUUAUUUAUUUAUAUGUUCUGCUGUUCAUUGAGCAUUAUAAUACAUAAGGUCCAGUUUAAAUUGAAUUUCUAUCAAUAAAAUGAAUCCACUUUUUCAAUUAAAAGGCACUGUAAGGUACAUUUCA
Messenger RNA from Misgurnus anguillicaudatus (oriental weatherfish), 1111 nucleotides. It is a transcript of the gene vma12, whose product is annotated as vacuolar ATPase assembly factor VMA12. The record is from RefSeq and is a predicted model, not a curated record. Gene Ontology annotation, biological process: vacuolar proton-transporting V-type ATPase complex assembly. NCBI's taxonomy places the organism in Eukaryota, Metazoa, Chordata, Actinopteri, Cypriniformes, Cobitidae. Gene Ontology annotation, cellular component: endomembrane system.